UCAAAAUGUAAAAUCUUAGCCCAAUCUCUGUUGCUGCCAAUACCCUUAUAAAAAACAUCCCUUUCUUUCCGAACAUUCUCACUCUAGAAAGCUACUCCUACUUCACUACAUUACCUCCAUUAUCCCUCUUCUCAAAGCAAAAAUGGCAGUGCCCAUAUCUCCUUUCCUCUGUUUAGUUCUACUACUCACAGUAUGUUCUGCCUUGGGAGCCUCUCAUAGUCAUAAUAAUCAAGUUCACAGGGGAGGACUGUUGCCUAAUGGAAACUUUGAAGAGCCACCAAAGCAAAUGAAGCAAACCAAAAUCAUAGGGAAAUUCUCUUUACCUAAAUGGGAAAUUAAUGGUCUUGUUGAGUACAUCCAUGGUGGGCCCCAGCCCGGAGGAAUGUACUUCGCCGUUGCCCAUGGCGUACACGCUGUGAGACUAGGAAAUGAAGCCUCAAUCUCGCAGUCGGUGCCUGUGAAACCAGGGUCAUUCUAUGCACUGACCUUUGGAGCUUCUAGGACUUGUGCCCAAGAUGAGGUCUUGAGGGUUAGUGUCCCUCCUUUUAAAGGUGACUUGCCCAUUCAAACGCUUUACAGUAGUGAUGGAGGUGAUACUCAUGCUUUUGGAUUUAAGGCCACUUCUAAGGUUGCUAAGAUCACUUUCAGUAACCCUGGGGUGCAAGAGGAUCCUACUUGUGGCCCUCUAAUUGAUGCUGUUGCUCUCAAGGAACUGUUGCCGGUUUACCCUCCUAAAGGGAACCUUGUAAGGAAUGGUGGAUUUGAAGAGGGUCCUUACAGGUUACUUAACACAUCAAAUGGUAUACUACUCCCACCCAAACAAGAAGACAUCAAUUCCCCAGUCCCCGGAUGGAUAAUCGAAUCCCUUAAGGCGGUAAAGUUCAUUGACAAGAGGCACUUCAAUGUCCCAUUCGGCCGUGCAGCCAUUGAGCUUGUAGCAGGAAGGGAAAGCGCAAUUGCCCAGGUUAUCCGUACAGUUCCCAACAAGAUGUACAAUCUCACCUUUACCAUUGGAGAUGCUAAGAAUGGAUGCAAAGGAUCCAUGUUGGUGGAAGCAUUUGCUGGGAAGGAUACUCUAAAAGCACCCUUCUUGUCCCAAGGGCUGGGGAGGUCCAAAACAGUUAGUAUGAAGUUCAAAGCAACCUCGGUUAGGUCUCGGCUUACUUUCUACAGCUCCUACUACCACAGCAAGGUUGAUGAGUUCGGAAUACUUUGUGGUCCUGUGCUUGAUGAAGUUAGGGUUUUCCCCACUAUAUAG
Amaranthus tricolor (Joseph's coat) is the source of this 1258-nucleotide messenger RNA. Its product is annotated as protein DUF642 L-GALACTONO-1,4-LACTONE-RESPONSIVE GENE 2. NCBI's taxonomy places the organism in Eukaryota, Viridiplantae, Streptophyta, Magnoliopsida, Caryophyllales, Amaranthaceae. The record is from RefSeq and is a predicted model, not a curated record. Bases 143 to 1258 code for a protein of 371 amino acids. The transcript is spliced from 3 exons. Gene Ontology annotation, cellular component: plasma membrane; cell wall.